UUCUAUUUUUUUUUUUUUUUAAUAAAAAUAACAUUAUUCCAACGUUAUAUUUGCAGCGAUGUAAUAGAAAGUCACAAGUAUCAGCUCAGACAUAAACAAGUAUCAUGAGGAAUGCAUUGCAUGUAAUUAUGCAGAUUUACAAUUUCUUAAACAAGGCUAUAACAGUUGCUUUUCAACCCAAGAUUAUUCGCCUUUAAUUUAUGAAAAUAAAAAAUUUAUGGAAGAUCUUAAACUCUUAUGGGUUGAAUCCAAGGAAUCACGUGAUACUUUCUCUUUGCUUUCUGUAAAGUAUUUUAUUAAGAAGUCUAUUUUUUAUAAUAUUUUAUAUAUUUAUCGUAAUUUUAUAAUAUUUAUCGUAACUAUUUAAUCUGUUUUAUAAUAUUUAUCGUAACGUUAUCUCAUGUAAAUUAAUAUAUUUUAUAUUAUAUCUUUGCAGGACAAAAUAAUAUUAAAAAUAUUAAAAGAUUUAGAUUUGAGAUCAUUACGUCGCAUGUGCAGAGUAAAUAAACGCUUGAAUAAUUUAUUACGGGAUCUUUUCUUUUACACAAGUUUGAAUAUACGGAAUAUAUACUUUACAUAUUGGCGUUCUAAUUUUUUUGAUAUAUUUGACUAUUUUACCCCCAGAUGUAAAUAUUUGACAUAUUUGGAUCUGUCAUUUUGUUAUUUUUCUGUUUGGAAAUUUAAUGCAUUUUUUAUUACUUGUGAUACGUUGUUAAAACGUUUAAUAUUAAGUUAUUGUUAAUCCAUCGACGAUUCUGCUCUGCUUGAAAUUUCAAAGACAUGUCGAAUAUUAAAAGAAUACUGCAGGUGCAGAGGAAUCGACACAUGCGUGACUUAAAUUUAGCAAUCACAGGCAAAAGUUUAAAUAUAGAGAAGGUCACAAUAGAAUUGAAAAAUUCAUGUCCAAAUUUGGAAAAGAUAAAUUUAUGCAACGCACAUGGUAUAUUUACAUUAAAAGGUAUCGAUGCUCUUGCUGAUUGCAAAAAUCUACAGGAAGUAAAUUUUGGUUACAUUAUUCUUUCUGUGUAUGGUAGAAUGUACUAUUAUUAUCGGGAUGAUUUACCGAAAUUAUCGAACAGCUUACGCAGAUUGUUCUCCUCUUGUCAACGUUUAGAAAAAAUCGAUUUGUCUUACAAUUAUAAUAAAUUAAAGAGUAUAGAUUUGGAAAUACUAACACUAUGUAAAAAUUUAAAAUACUUAAAUUUGAUGUACGCAAACAUUGAGACACCUAACAUGUUUUUUGAAAUUUUUUAAUGUAAAAAACUAGAAGUGAUUGAUCUUUGCUAUAUAUAUAAUAUUAGUGACAGAUAGUGACAGAUUAGUUAAUCAAUGGAGAAAAAAAUAUCAGAAUGUAUUCAUCUGUAAAUAAUAAAUUGUAAAUAAUAAAUGGCAUAAUUAAAUAUCUCAAAAAAUAAUCUCUGAACCUCAAAAAAUAAUUCUUGAAUUUAUGCACAAUCCCUUAACCUUAAGUUACCACUUUUAAAUAAUUACGAGUCUACCAUGAUAGAAUAAUGCUAUCUUACGUUUAUUUCGUUAAAACUUUCACAAAGAUCAACUAAUUAAAAUUUUUUUUUAUUAAAAUGCCAGACUUCAAGAAAUUGGUCUACACUGAGAAAAAUGUUAAGUAAAAUUUGGUUGAUAUAUAAAAAUAAAACAAUGUCGUUGUGUUAAUUAAAAAGUUUGAUUAUUUGAUCAAAAUGUUUUGUUAAGAUAACAAAACUUUAUUUUAUUAGUCACAUAUCAACCAAAGCUUUGCUCGCUAAUACAAAAUGUUUCUCUCCGUGUAUGUAUAAUAUAAAAAAAAUAAUAAUUUUUAUAAUAUCUAUUACAUAUUUUAAUUUUUAAUUUUUAAUAAAAACUAAAAAUUAAACUUUAUACUCAUAUAAGGAAAAGUUACACUUAAACGCAAAGUUUUACCAUAAGUAUUUAUGGUAAUCUAAGCUUAAGCAAGCUAUAAGAGUUAUUUUUCUAAAUCGAGCUGUUUGUUUAAUAUUUUGUGUAAAUAAGAAAGAUAAAAAAUAUAUUAAAAAUAAAUUUUGAAAUAAGUUCUAAUGACCGUUCUAUGCUAUCUUGAUAAUAUUCAGACAAUGCGAUCGCAAACAAGAGCCGUCCUACUGGAAAAAUUAUUUUCAGGUCACAAAUAAGAAAAUUACAUUAAAAAUUACAUUAAGAAUUCAAGUAUGACCUAAGAGGAGGAACAGUAACAUAAUUAUACAUGUAUAUUAUAUAUACAUAUAUGUAUAUAAUUUUAAUUAUAUUAUUGUUAUUGUGUUAAUAAUUUUAUACAUAUUUGCAUCAACAAAUAUCUUUGCCAUAACUUCAACAUUCAGAGACAUGUAAUUUUUGUAAUUUUUUAUUAAUAAUUAAUAUUGCCAUUUACAUACAUAUCAUGCAUAUUAUUUGUUUGUUAUUGUUAUUUCUUUACUUAUUUUAUUUUUAUUAUCUAUAUAUGUAUAUCAUAUUAGUAUAUUCGUAUAUUCGUCAUUUAUGUUACGUAAUAAUUGUAUUUUAGUAAAAGUCUAUGUUCAAUUAUGAUAACAUAAACCUUGUAAAUAAAGAAACUGUAAUAACAUUAAAAAGGACCAAAUAUCUAAUAAUCUAAGCCAUCUAUAAGGUCUUAAUAUCGACAAUUAGUUGAGGAUUACAUGUUCAUAUGACUGAGCUACUUUCAUAACAUAUUUGACGUUAUGUCUCUUAAAACCUUAUUUCUCAAAAACUAAACAUUACACUGUAUUAAUACUAAUAAAAACAUGAUCUAUUUAAAUAAUAAGAAAUAAAAAUCUAUAUAGUUCAUACAUUCAUAUGGUUUCUUUUUGUAUACAAUCUGUAAAAUUCUUUAAAAGCAAGAAUAAAAUUUGCAUUAUUUUUUUGUAGUUGCAUUGUUUAAAUAAUGAGAAUAUUAUUGAUAAUUCUAAAACAUUUUUUUGUACAUGUGCCUUCCUAACCUGUUUUGUUUAUAUUUUCCUUUUUUAUAUUUUUCUCAUAAUACAGUAUAAAACACAAAAUCGUUGUAGAACGUAAACCGUUGCAUUUCUCUAUUAUUGAAAAUAAAUCAUAGCUGUGUUUAUUCUUUUCAUAACAAUUUUAUUUCAAAUAAAUUGUUUAUUUCUUAAAUAGU
Molecule: messenger RNA, 3118 nt
Organism: Monomorium pharaonis (pharaoh ant)
Lineage: Eukaryota; Metazoa; Arthropoda; Insecta; Hymenoptera; Formicidae
Exons: 3
Coding region: 781-1254 (157 amino acids)
Source: RefSeq, a predicted model, not a curated record